UUGCAAGUAACAGCAGGUUAUUAGAACCUGAGAUUGAUCAAUUGUCAACAAACAAAUUCGAUAGCAAACAAAAACAACGCAUCGAUAUUUUCUCGAUUAAUACGCCAAACAGCUGAUUUGCUUGUAAAUUUGCAAUUAAACGCCCACAUACGAUUGAUUGUUAUUUACUUCCGAAUAAAUGUGUUUGCCUCUAUAAUUUUAUACGGUUAAUAAUUUUAUAAAUCAAUAAGUUAAAGAACCGAACUGUGAGUUAUAAAAAAUGUCAAAUCCUUUUGGAGAACCAGAUGAUGACGAAUCUUGCGAAAUCUUGGAAGGUUUCCUUUGCCCAAUUUGUAGAGAAGAUCUAAAAUCAGCUGAAUUCUUAACUGUGCAUUUCGAAAGAUCGCAUGCGGAACAACAGGACGCACUUAAAUCAGUUUUUAAAGACAUAAUUUCCAAGGCUAAAAAUAAAAUCCUUAAUUUCGAUGAAACAUUUGACCUGUCCAGAAGCUUCGACAAAAAUGCGACAAUUAGUGGUGCCGGAAGUAGUGGCGGUACAGCAGUUAAUGUUGCGACCAAUGCAACAUCGGGUAUGGAUAAUAAUGGGAUGAAGAUGAGUAAUGCGCGCACACGUAUGAAUGUCUUCAAUUUUAUGGAUCGCCAAGAAGUUGGUGCGGAGUAUAACCAUUUAGAGUAUUUUCAAUCGAUAAGAAACCCACGACUGGAGCGAUAUGCAAGUGAAACGAAUAAAUUGAUUAUACGACUACAUAAGUUAUUAACAAAUUUACCAAUGGAUCCAGUGCUGCGAAAACAACAUGAACGGAAUAUUGUUACAUGGUUGGAUGGAAGCUCAGUGAAAUUAUGCCCAAGUUGUGCUAAAAAUUUCCACAUUGCACGUCGCCAACAUCACUGCCGUUUGUGCGGAAGUAUUAUGUGCAAUGAUUGCUCAAAGUUCCUUCCAAUAGAAACUGCAUUGCAACUGGCCAGUUUGGCUACGUCCCAAAGCGAAGCUACGAAAGAAGUGCAAAAUUCAACUGAAGCUAAUAAGUCAAAUCCACAGCACCAAGGUAUUCGUUCCUGUGAUCAUUGCUUGUGGCUUUUAGAAAUUCGGCAAGAAAUGCAUGAAAGUCGUACAUGCCGUCCGCUGAUUUCUCAAAUCUAUGCCGAUAUACAAAAAUUGCGCAAGAACGUGUUGCCCGACAUAGAAAUGUAUUCAAAAAUUGUAUGCAGUCUGUACGAGGGAGAGUCAAUCUUCACCAUUGCCGAUGCUAGUGCGUUAAGAGGGAAAAUUGGACAUGUAGCUGAAGCUAUCGAUUUGCGCAGUAAACGUAUAUUAGCUAUACCUUGUCAAGAAGGUAGCCGAGAAGGGGCCUUAAAAAAAUCAAUACGUUUAUCAUGCAGUCAACUAAUCAAAGACAAAAUUCUAUCGAUACCACCGCUACCAGCGGAAGAAGAUAUACGAAAAAUACAAGAUCGCAAACGAAUGGAGGCCGAGCAGCGUAUUGAAACUGAACGGCGUCAAGCAAUGGAAGCAUAUGAACGACAAGCGUUGGCAAACAACGCCAGUGGUACUCAAACUAGAGUAAAUAACGAGAAUGAUUAUGCUUACGGGUCUGAUUUGCGUUCCUUAGAUAAUUGGUCGGCGCAACCAGUAAAUAUAUCACAAAGUGAAGAUCCGCUGAUUGAACAAAUAAAUAUUAUUAAGGGCUACAUAAAGCAAGCACGUCAAGAAAUGAAUUUCGAGGUAGUGGAGACAUUAGAACUCAACUUACGAGAACUGCAACGGGAAUUCUACGAAAGGCAAAGAGCUUCUAGAGAAUUGCAGCAGGACGCCGCAAAAAGCAAAGAAACGACUUAAUGGAGCAUUGUAAAAGCAUUAAUUAUAUGUGUAUAAAUAUCGUGACAAAAGGAGGUAUCCUCAAUAGGCUUACAAUCAUAAUAGCAUUGGUUAUACAUUAAACAACGCAUAUAAGGAUAACGAUAUUGUUAUUAUAAAAAAGUAACUACAUUUCUUUUAUAAUUUUAUGACAUAGCAUGUUCACCUGAAUUGGUAUUUUUACACUAAAAGUGUAAAGUAUUGUAUUGUAUUAUAAGUAUAAACGUGAAUAUGACGUGUCAUUAUUGAAUAUAUUUGUCACAAUUCCUUCACAACCAUGAGAUUUUGUCAACAAUGUAAUGGAAUUGGCAUUUAUGCUGUCAAUAUGCUACACAUUCCUCCUUCAAUGAAUUAUUAUUUUUAAAUAUUUUUACAAUAAUGUAUACGUAAUUUAUUUUCGAUAGUUGCUUUUAUUAUAAUUUACUAAAGCAUACAAAGAUUUAUAUAAAUCUACUUUCAUGUUAAUAAACUACAAAAAAACUUGUGCAUUAAAGUGCGUGUGAAAA
Zeugodacus cucurbitae (melon fly) is the source of this 2361-nucleotide messenger RNA. RefSeq names its product rabenosyn-5 (gene Rbsn-5). The coding region runs from base 260 to 1837 and encodes 525 amino acids. The transcript has 4 exons. The record is from RefSeq and is a predicted model, not a curated record. Gene Ontology annotation, molecular function: metal ion binding. NCBI's taxonomy places the organism in Eukaryota, Metazoa, Arthropoda, Insecta, Diptera, Tephritidae.